AUGGCAGUUACUAUGCCCGGGUGUGGCAUCUCUCAUGUUGAGGCGGCGGAGACGCAGACCCGGGGCACCCGGACGGCAUCCAUGCUGGAGAUUUUGGGCCUCAAGGGCAACUUCAGCCACCUGAACCUGUCGGACCCCUUCAACGUGCACAAGCUGGGCUCCAGCUACGCCACCGAGAUCCGUGCAGGCUUGACGACGUUCCUGGCCAUGGCUUACAUCCUCCCGGUCAACAGCGGCAUGCUGAGCCUGGCCGUGCCUGACAUGAAGGAGCAGCUCGUGUGCGCCACGGCCCUCUCUGCCUUCUUUGGCUGUUGGUUCAUGGGCCUCCUGUCCAACUUCCCCUUCAUGCUCGCGCCAGGGAUGGGAACCAAUGCCUACUUCACCUUCAGCAUCGUCUUGGGCCGCGGGCUCCCAUGGCAAGCCGCCUUCGCGGCCGUCUUUGUGGCGGGCUGCCUCUUCACCCUCCUCAGCGUCACGGGCCUGCGCACACUGCUCAUCCGGCUCUUCCCCGAAGGCAUCAAGGAAAUCAUUGGGGCUGGCGUGGGGCUCUUCCUGACUUUCAUCGCCUUCCAGGGUUCCGAGGGCAUGGGCAUUUCCGUCGCAGAUCCCGCCACGCUGGUGAAGUUGGGCUCCUUAAGCUCAGCCUCCUACGACUCGGCGAAGAUGUGGAUGAGCCUCCUGGUGCUCAUCGUCACAGCCACCCUCAUGGCUGCCAAGGUUCCUGGUGCCCCCUUGGUCGGCAUCGUCUUUGGAACCGUGGUGUGCUGGAUCGAGGGCUGGGCGCACGGCGUGGAAGGAUCCGUCUUCGGCUACCCCUUCGGCACCGGAGGCGACCGAUCCGCCGAUGACUUCCACAUCUUCGUGCCCACCGGCCACCGGCAUUGCCCCACGGCCCGCAAGAAAAACAUAGAGCAGCCAAGAUUCCAGGAUCUUCACCUUCUUAGUGUUUCCCCGUCCCCUUCUGGUUUUGCACAGGCUUUCCAUCCGGACACCAGCGCCACGUUUUGGACGGCCGUGGCCACUUUCUGCUACACGGACCUCCUGGACUCCUCCGGGACGUUCUUCGCCGUGGCGAAGGUCGCAGGGCUCACAGACAGCCACGGCAACCUGCCCCUCGCGCGUCAGAACAUGGCCUACCUGGCGGAUGCGCUGGCCAUGCUGGUGGGCUCGGUGCUCGGCGUCUCCACCGUCGCCACCUUCGCGGAGUCCACGGCCGGAGUGGCGGACGGCGCCAAGACCGGCCUGGCCUCGCUGGUGACGGGCACCUGCUUCCUGCUGGCCAUUCCCUUCUCCCCGGUGGUCUCCGCUGUCCCUCCGCUGGCCUCCGGGCCCAUCCUGUGCCUGCUGGGCGCCAUGAUGUGCAGCUCCGUGCGGGGCGUGGACUGGGACGACUUGGAGGAGUCCGUGCCGGCCUUUGUGGCCAUGAUCACCAUGCCCUUCACUUUCAGCAUCGGCUACGGCAUCAUCGCCGGCUUGGUCUUGUGGGCCUCCAUUCAGGUCCUGCUCGCUCCGCUGAGGCUGUACCGUGGAGAGAGCCCCAUGGUUCGAGUUCACAUGCUUUGGGCUUCUGCCUUUGUCGAAAGCAAGGAUGACAAGCUGGAGAAGGGCAAGGACACCCCCAGCACCAUCACCCCGAGCCAGUCCUGCUCCGAGGUCUAA
This is a messenger RNA of Symbiodinium natans, 1659 nucleotides long. Lineage: Eukaryota; Dinophyceae; Suessiales; Symbiodiniaceae. The record is from the annotation of a GenBank genome assembly.